AUGCCUACAAUAUCAACUGCAUCUUUAACAUCUUCAGAAACUGCAUCUACUAUUAGUACUAAUACUUCUUCUUCAAUGAAUCAAACAGGCCACCAUCAUUAUAGUUCAAGUUCUCAGUACCCAAAUCAAACAUCGUCCACAUCAUCAGACAAUGUAAAUAAUAAUAACAACAGUAACAAUAACAACAAUAAUCAUAACAACAAUAGCAACAGCAACAGCAAUAGCAACAGCAAUAGCAACAGCAACAGCAACAACACUGCUAGAAAAAGACAAGCUCCAAGUUCAACAUACUUUUCAAACGUAGCUAAUCUUGUCUGUCUCUUUUGGUAUAAUGAUUACCCAUUACUGGCAAGAGCUUUCCAUGAUGCUAAAAUAGUCGAUCGUCACACUCGACCACCAGGAUCUUCUUCUUCUACUUAUGCUACGGCCCCAACUUCAUCCCCUCCUCAUAGCAACUAUACAACUCCAGCUUCUUCCGCAGCUUCUUCUCCAACCCUAGGAACAUCGCCUAAAACACCAGCUGCUGCUGCUGCCUCUCUUUCAUCUCUUGUCUUCUCUAAAUGGACCUUACCAACGCCUGCAUUCAGGCAAUUCAUCCAUAAUGUGAUUCGACAUACACAACUACCCGUGACUGCAGUCUCUCUAGCACUGUACUAUAUUCUACGGCUCAAGCGCCACUCGCUAAGACCCAUUGUUGGCAAUCCCAACUCUGAAUAUCGAGUCUUUUCAGUUGCUCUCAUGCUGGCCAAUAAGUUUUUAGAUGAUAAUACUUAUACAAACAAAACUUGGGCUGAGGUCACACACCUCCCCUUGAAAGAAAUCUCGGCAAUGGAGGUGGAGUUUUUAGCAAAUAUGAGGUACUCAUUGGUAGUUUCUGCAGACGAAUGGGAUCGCUGGCAGGCCUCUCUUAGAAUCUGGCUUAACUUACAUCUUUCCUAUUGCUCCCCUGACUCAUGUGUAGGCUCAGGUUCUCUUGGAUCACCUUCUUCCAUUGCUCCCUUGGUAACUGGUAGUAGCAUUAAUGGCAGCGGCACCAUUACCCCAUCCACCUAUUCAGUAUCUCCAAGAAACCCUCCAAGAGUUCAAAUCCAGCCUCCUCCACCCCCUCCACCUCCUCCACCUUCUCAUCUUUAUCACCAUCAUCAUCAAACGCUUCAGCCUACCCCAUCAUCUAUAGCAACAACCCCACGGACUAAGAGACCCGCAGAUUCUGACCCACAACAAUUCCUUAAUGGCAACAACAACAACAAUAACAACAACAAUAACAACAACAAUAACAACAACAAUAACAACAACAAUAACAACAAUAGCCAACAACCUCCUUCCAAACGCAUAGUCCUUUCAACUCCUCCACCAUCCCUUCCUCCACUUCCAUUGGGUCCUCAAGCUAAUCUUCACCAACCAUUGUCACUUCCAGGUCCUCCAAAUUUUAACAUUCCUCACCACUCAUCAACUUCUUCAUCAUUACCUUUACCUUUACCUUUACCUUUACCAUUAUCAUUACCUUCAUCAUCUACCUUAUUAACAACUUCUUCAUUACCAUUACUUUCUUCUACUUCUACAUCUUCCUCUUCGUCUUCGUCUUCGUCUUCGUCUUCUUACAUUUCCCAAAACAUCCAGCAACAACCUUCACUACCAUUAGCUCCAACUCAAUAUACUCUUCCAGCAUUACCAAACUCUGGCCCUCAAGUUACAUAUUCAAAUACCCAGCAUCUCAUUCCAAAUACCUCCUCUUUAUCUUCUACAAACAAUAACCUUGCAUCCGGCUCGCUCGUGCCUAAAACGACUAUUUCUGCAUCUUCAACACUACCCUCUACUUCAUCUUCUUCUCUAGCAUUAUCUUCAUCAAAUUCUUCUACUUCGACCCCAACUUCUACCACUACUCUAGGUCUUUCAUCUACAAUUGAUCAACAACAAGCAAUUCAAUCGGGAUCUGGUGCAACAACUCCUUCAGCCUCUUAUGGGAAACUCAUUACAGCAACUAGACUUUCUUCGUCUCCAUAUGCUCCAGUUUUCCCAGUGCGCACAUUAUUAAUUCCAACAAAUUCAAAUGGUACAUUUUUAUCUCGCAGUCCUGCGGGACCUCAACAGCAGCCACCUUCUGUAUUACCCCCUCCGAUCCCCAAUGGGGGUUACGCUUAUAAUCUUACAAAACCAGCUUAUGCCCCACAAAAUAGUAGCGCUCUAGCUCAUAGCCAUGCCCCAGUGACUCCAAGUUCUCUAGGAAAUGGAGGAGGAACUACUACUGUCGCUAUAGGUAAUAAUGGCAGCACUACUGGCCUUGGGCUGGGAUUGGGGAUGGGUAUGAGCCUUGGAGGAGGUGGUGGUGGAGGUGGAGUAGGAGUAGGAGUAGGAGGAGCAACAACAACAGGAGGUUUGGGUGGACCACCAUCUUCAGGAGGAUUAGGAGGAGGUCUACAAGGCAGCGGAGGGAGUCCACCAGCUCCAGCCCUUGGCCCGAUAGGAGUUUCACCUUCGUCGUGGUUGCUGCCACCACCGCCACCCACCAAUGGCCAAAACACUGGCAGUGCAGCUCAGACAGUCGCCACAGCUUCCGCUGCUGCUGUUGCUGCUGCUGCCGCCGCCGCUUCUCAAGCAAUGCCCCCACCAGGUCUCAGUCCCGGGAUUACGAACGGACCUACAAGCACAUUGCCGUUAUACUACUAUUCAAUUACAGACUAUAAGAGUCGGUCGCAACAACAUCCACCACCUACCUGCGGUGUACUUCCAUUGGUUACAGUUACGACGCAGCAUCAAGGCCAUUUUGAUUAUGUGUCAUGUUACAAUACCACUCCUGGAGGAGGAGCUGGAGCAAUUGGAUCUGGAGUAUCAGGUCAUGGUCAAACACCAAUGUAUGAUAAUGUGCUGUAUACUCAACAACAUUUGCCUGGGCUUGGUACAACCCCAACAACACAAGCAACGGCAGUUCAAGGAGCUAGCGGAAAUAUGGGUAGAGUUGCAGUGACUGCGGCCGCUCAAGCAGCUGCUGCACAUGCAGCCCAAGCUGCCCAAGCUGCUAUUCUAGCAGGUGGAACUGGUGGAUUUUUAGGAGCAAGUCCUGGGGGUAGUGGUGGCAGUAGCAGAAGUUGCAGUAGUACCAGUACUACGAGCAAUAACAGCAGCCGUGGAUCGACGCCGCAAAAUCAUGAUGUUAUGAUGGGUGGUGGUGGGACUAGCGGAAGUAAUGGUAGUACGACAGUCACACCAAGCAAUAUUGGAAACUUGAUGACUCAAUCAUUAUCGGCUCAUCAACACCACCAGCAAGGACUCCCACCACCACCACUACAACAGCAACAGCAACAGCAACAGCAACAGCAACAGCAACAGCAACAGCAACAGCAACAGCAACAACAACAGCAACAACAACAACAGACAAUGAUGAUCCAUUCGGUGUCUACAUCUCCGGUAGAUAGCUUGGACCGUCUGUCUCCGAUCGGACCAAGUCCAGGACUGGGUUCUGCUGGUGGUAGUGGUGGUGUAGGGUCUGGGACUCUUCAACCUGGUGUGUUUUUUAGGGCCCCGUUACCUCCACCACCACCAUCACAGCAACAAGGGCCGGUGCCCGGGUAUUAUUCUUCACAAGCAAAUAAUACUCAAUCGCAUCAGUUGCAGCAGCAGCAGCAGCAGCAGCAAUUUGUACAGCAUCAUCAUCAACUCCCCCUUUCUAGACAUUCUAGUCAACAGCAAUAUUCUGUUCACACGACACCACCCCAACAGCAAAAUAACCCGAGCCACCAAUGA
Magnusiomyces paraingens is the source of this 3741-nucleotide messenger RNA. RefSeq lists its product as uncharacterized. Bases 1 to 3741 code for a protein of 1246 amino acids. NCBI's taxonomy places the organism in Eukaryota, Fungi, Ascomycota, Dipodascomycetes, Dipodascales, Dipodascaceae. Gene Ontology annotation, cellular component: cyclin-dependent protein kinase holoenzyme complex; nucleus. Gene Ontology annotation, molecular function: protein kinase binding; cyclin-dependent protein serine/threonine kinase regulator activity. The transcript has a single exon. The record is from RefSeq and is a predicted model, not a curated record. Gene Ontology annotation, biological process: regulation of cyclin-dependent protein serine/threonine kinase activity.